Aspergillus niger is the source of this 876-nucleotide messenger RNA. RefSeq lists its product as uncharacterized. Lineage: Eukaryota; Fungi; Ascomycota; Eurotiomycetes; Eurotiales; Aspergillaceae. The transcript has 4 exons. The record is from RefSeq and is a predicted model, not a curated record. The coding region runs from base 1 to 876 and encodes 291 amino acids.
AUGAUCCAAACCCACCACCGCACCGCCACCCCGAAAGGCCUCUCCUCCAUCACCACCCUCCUCACGACCCCCGGCGCAUCCCUCCUCAUCGACCACCCUUUCCUCCUCGCAGAUGCCCAGUCCACCAUACACUGGAUAAAAUCCCUAACUCCCCACGCCCCCACUGCCAUCUUCCUCACCCACCACCACCCAGACCACUUCUUCUCCGCGAAUCCCAUUCUGGCCGCCUUCCCAGACGCCAAAUUCUACGCCGCUCCCUACGUCUGCUCCCGCAUCAACGCCGAAUACGAUCAGAAAGCCAAAUACUGGCCCGCGGUGCUCGGCACCGACGCCGUUCCCGCUGCGCCCCGCAAGCCGGACCCGUACUUGUCGAGCUUCUUCCUGCUGGACGGGUCUCCCGUUGUGCUGCUGGGUCCGGUGCAGGGCGAUUGUGUGGAUCAGACGGUUUUUUGGGUCCCCGAGAGUAGGACGGUUGUUGCGGGUGAUGUCGUGUUUGGGAGGAGUGUGCAUGUUUGGGUCGAAGAACUCGAAUCACCCGCUCUCGUGCAUUCAUGGCUCAAAACCCUCGACAUGAUCGACCACCUACACCCGCAGAAGAUCAUCCCAGGUCAUAUGGAAGAAGGAUGGGAGUUGGAUGUCAAGGCGGAUCUAGACCACACGAGGCGCUAUCUACGGUUGUUUGCGGAGAAAGUCACCUAUGCGUCUGGCAGUGGUGGUGGCAAACCUUCUGUGCAAGAGCUAUAUGAUACCUUCCGGGAGGCGUUCCCUGAGUGUCGGGAGAAUCUGGAAUUCUUUUUGGGACAUAUGGCGAAUCGGUUUGGCCAGGGGGAAAGAGGGAGGAGUUGGUGGAAGCGAGGGGGAGUAAAUACGGGGUAA